Molecule: messenger RNA, 598 nt
Organism: Sitodiplosis mosellana (orange wheat blossom midge)
Lineage: Eukaryota; Metazoa; Arthropoda; Insecta; Diptera; Cecidomyiidae
Product: oxidoreductase-like domain-containing protein 1
Exons: 3
Coding region: 16-405 (129 amino acids)
Cellular component (GO): mitochondrion
Source: RefSeq, a predicted model, not a curated record
UCGGUCGGUCGGUCGAUGGAUUGGGAAAAAAUGUAUUCAAAUGGACUGCUAAAGGAUGCAAUUAGCAACAGAUCAAUUUGCACGCCGAUUCGAUUUUCUCACGAUCGCCCGUCGAACAGUGGUACAAGCGAUGGAAAAACGACAACCGGACAAUCAACGAAUGCCGCAGAUGAAAAGAUUCCGCCGCCACCGACCAAUUGCUGUAUGAGCGGGUGUGCGAAUUGCGUUUGGAUACAAUAUGCUGAAAAAGUAUCGUCAAAAUUACAAGGUGGAUCAGAUGCUGUACGGGAAAUAAUCAUGAACGAAGUGCAAGACACAAACAUGAGAUCCUUUCUCGAAAUGGAACUUCGACUGCAUAAAUUGAAAGAGACAAAACAAUUGAAUGAACAAUCAACUAGGAAAUAAGUAGAACCAAAUGAGUUACCAUAUUUCUUUAGUAGUUUAAAUAGAGACAUAGGCGUUAUUUGAACAAUUUUUUUUUGGUUUGCUCCGCGAAAAGUAUUUAUUUUAAAUCUCAUUAAAUAUCAUUGUUUGGAUUCGGGAUAAUUGUUGAAAUAAACAUUAAUAAAAAAAAAACAAAGUGAAACAACAACAAUCG